AUGGUAAUGAGUUAUAUAAUCAAAGUUAGAAACUACAAGACAAUGAAAGCGUGUAAAAUGAUCAUGAAUUUUGUGAACAGUCAAGUUAUUGUUUGCAAAGCAACCAAAAAUGACAUUAUGACUGUUUUACAUAUUGAAUCAUCGAAAAGUUUUGCAAAAGAAUGUUUUUUUCAUUCUAUACCAAUUAAUAUUUCAGCUUUGAUGAUGAUUCGAAUUAUGUAA
Rotaria sordida is the source of this 222-nucleotide messenger RNA. NCBI's taxonomy places the organism in Eukaryota, Metazoa, Rotifera, Eurotatoria, Philodinida, Philodinidae. The record is from the annotation of a GenBank genome assembly.